Neltuma alba is the source of this 1425-nucleotide messenger RNA. RefSeq names its product probable disease resistance protein At4g27220. NCBI's taxonomy places the organism in Eukaryota, Viridiplantae, Streptophyta, Magnoliopsida, Fabales, Fabaceae. Bases 1 to 1425 code for a protein of 474 amino acids. The transcript has 2 exons. The record is from RefSeq and is a predicted model, not a curated record. Gene Ontology annotation, molecular function: ADP binding.
AUGGCAAGUGAUUCCAAAAAGUUCAAGAUUUUGUUGACUUCUCGACACAAAGAGGUAUUGUCAAGUGAAAUGGAAGUAAAGGAUUCAAUUUUUAAAGUGAAUGUCAUGGAGGAAGAAGAAUCAGAGAUGCUGUUCAACAAGGUGGCUGGAAUAACUGAUGAAGAUUCUGAGCUGAAAUCAAUAUCAACUAAAAUUGUUCUUAAAUGUGCAAAUUUGCCAUUGGCAAUAGAAGCAGCUGGAAAAGCUUUAAAGAAUAAUAAGAACAAAGUUGCUUGGGAAAAUGCGCUGCAACAAUUGGAGAAGCAAGAAAUGAUUGAAGUAUUAGAACCUGUGGAGUUUUCUACGAUGUUAAGUUAUGAUCGCUUACAAAGUGAAGAGCUGAAGUCUAUUUUCUUGCUUUGUGCUCGCUUGGGUAAGGAUCCAUCAAUUAUGUAUUUGGUGAAAUAUUGCAUUGGUUUAAGGAUAUUUCAAGAAGUCAACACGAUGAAAGAAGUUCGAGGUAGAACAAAUGAAUCUAUCAAGAAGUUAAAAGACUCAAGCUUGUUGCUGGAUACUAAUUCUCCUGAUUGUGUUGCUAUGCAUGAUAUGAUCCGUGAUGCCGCCUUAUCAAUAGCUUACAAGCAUAAUGGUGUUUUUACUCGAAGAUAUGCUGAACUUGAUGAAUGGCCUGAUAGAGAAACAUUUGAAAAGUAUACUGUUAUCUCCUUGCACUACUGCGACAUCAUUGAUGGGAUUCCAGAAGGUAUAAAUUGCCCUCAGCUCAAAGUCUUCCAUCUUGAUAGUAAGGAUCCUUUCAUGAAAAUACCAGACAAGCUUUUUGAAGGAAUGAAAGAAUUAAGAGUGUUAAUAUUGAUUGGUAUUGAUCUAUCAGGCUUCCCUUCUUCAAUUAAAUGCCUAAUAAAGCUUAGAAUGCUUUGUUUGGAGAAAUGUGUGCUAGGUGACAACAUAUCAAUCAUUGGUGAGUUGAAGAAGUUAAGAAUUCUAAGCCUUUUGGGAUCUAAAUUUGAAUUAUUGCCCAGUGAAUUAAGGCAGCUAGGAAUGCUACAAUUGUUGGACAUCAGUUCUUGUACUAAACUUAAAGUGAUUCCAUCUAAUGUCAUGUCAAAGUUGAAUAGGUUGGAAGAGUUGUAUAUGGGAAAAACCUUGAUCCCAUGGGGUGUUGAAAGAAAAACAAAUCACAAUGAAAUUGCUAGCCUUGCUGAAUUGGAAUCUCUUCAACAAUUGAGAAAUCUUGAUAUACACAUAGAAGAUAUUACAACUUUGCCUAGUAGCUUGGACUUUGACAAGUUAGAUAGCUAUAAAAUUGUGAUUGGGGACUCUAAGAUGCUUUUGUUGGAAGAUUUUCAGAUGCCUUAUCAAUACAAGGCUUCAAGAGUCUUGGCAUUGCAUCUAAAAAAGGAUAUUGACAUUCAUUCGCAAAGGUGA